AUGGAUAAAAUAAUUAAGAAACGGAAAAUAAGAGCAGCUUUGUGCUUGGCUGUGUAUCUAAAUAUUCCAAAUAAGAGACAAAGAAAGUGUUGGUUUCCAUCUACGCAGCAGGAUUGGCUGGAAGUAGCAAAUGGAUUUGAACAAAAAUGGCAAUUUAUAAACUGUGGAGGAGCUCUGGAUGGCAAGCAUAUUCGUAUUGUACCUCCUCCUCAUUCAGGAGCACAAUACUAUAACUAUAAAAAUUUUUAUAGUAUCAUUUUAAUGGCUCUCGUCAAUGCUGACUACGAAUUUAUUUUUGUCGAUGUAGGCAAAAAUGGAAGAUUAUCUGAUGGAGAAGUAAUUGAAAGCACCAAAUUUUAUCAUAAGUUAAUUCAUGGCCAGUUACAUCUGCCAAAUAACACAGACACAGAAAAUAAUUUCAAUUUUGUAUUUUUGGGCGAUGAAGCAUUUUCUUUACAUGAAAACUUUUUAAAACCGUAUCCUCAAAGAGAUCUUUCUUAUAGUAAAAGAAUUUUUAACUAUAGACUAUCACGAGCGAGAAAUGUUUCGGAAAAUGCAUUUGGCCUGAUAGCGGCAAGGUUUAGAAUUCUGCAUACACCAAUACAUAUGAAGAACCCGGAAAACAUCUGUUACGUUGUACUUGCUAUUUGUUCUCUUCACAAUUUUCUUAGGAUGCGUGAUACUUCUUAUACAACAUCAACAUCAUUUGAUCAAGAAAAUCUGAUAACUAAAGAGUUACAGGUGGGUGAUUGGAGAAAAAAUGCCGUUAAUAUGACAAAAUUAGAAAGUCGUAACAAAAAAGUAGCUACCAUAGCUGCGAAAACUAAUCGAGAUAAUUAUACAAGUUAUUUCAAUUCAGAUGGAAAAGUUGAUUGGCAGGAUGAAAUGUUGGCCAAAGAAAAAGCUUAA
Acanthoscelides obtectus is the source of this 909-nucleotide messenger RNA. Lineage: Eukaryota; Metazoa; Arthropoda; Insecta; Coleoptera; Chrysomelidae. The record is from the annotation of a GenBank genome assembly.